This is a messenger RNA of Diorhabda carinulata, 1153 nucleotides long. RefSeq lists its product as uncharacterized. Bases 32 to 1153 code for a protein of 373 amino acids. NCBI's taxonomy places the organism in Eukaryota, Metazoa, Arthropoda, Insecta, Coleoptera, Chrysomelidae. The transcript has 4 exons. The record is from RefSeq and is a predicted model, not a curated record.
CAGUUAGUUUAGCAUCUUAAGUUUGAAAGCAAUGAAACCUUUUUUGGUUGCCACGCUAAUUUUAGCAGUCGCCUGCGUUGUUAGAUGCGGCGAGGCUACUAAAGAAAAAAAAAGUGAAAAACGAGGUAUUUUAUCCAGUGAUAUUGGAAGUGGAUAUGGAGGAGGACAUGGUGGAAGCAUCAGCCUAAACAUCGGUAGUCAUGGCAUUGGCGGAGGAAGUUUAGGAGGCCACGGAGGUGAUCUUGGAGGAUAUGGAGGUUCCCUUGGCGGAGACUACAGCAGUGGAAUAAGCGGUGGAUAUGGUGGAGGAUACGGUGGUGGAUAUGGAGGAGGAUAUGGAGGAGGAUAUGGAGGUGGAUUUGGAGGUGGUCUUGGAGGUGGACUUGGAGGUGGACUUGGAGGUGGACUUGGAGGCGGACUUGGAGGCGGACUUGGAGGCGGACUUGGAGGUGGAAGUGGAGGAGCCACAGUUACAACAGUCAGUCGCACUGUUCCAGUUCCUGUCCCCCAGCCUUACCCUGUUACUGUAAACAGACCUGUACCCGUACCAGUACCUCAGCGUGUAGAGGUUCCCGUUCCCAGACCAGUCCAAGUAUCUGUACCAGUUGCUCAACCAGUAGAAGUACCAAGACCAUACCCAGUCGUAGUCAACCGUCCAGUUCCAGUAGCAGUACCAACUCCAGUUCGAGUACCAGUUCCACAACCUGUCCGUGUUUCAGUACCCCAGCCAUACCCAGUUACGGUUCCACAACCCGUACCAGUUAGAGUACCACAAACCGUUGUAGUUCCAGUUGCUCAGCCAAUCGUUGUUGGAGGAGGUAGUGGAGGAAUUGGAGGAGGCGUAGGAGGUGGAAUCGGCGGCGGAUUCGGCAGUGGAUUUGGCGGUGGACUCGGUGGUGGAUAUGGUGGUGGAUACGGCGGUGGAUACGGCGGUGGAUACGGCGGUGGAUACGGUGGUGGAUACGGUGGUAGUUUUGGAGGAGGAUAUGGUGGUAGUCUAGACGGUGGACUAGGUGGACAUGGAGGUAGUUUCAGCAGCGGUUCUCUGGGAGGUUAUUCUCUUGGAAAAUCAAUUUCCUUCGGUUCAUCAGGAGGUCAUGGGGGUGGUGCCACCAGCUAUUCUAGUAUUUCACAUGGACAUUCCAAAUACUAA